UCGAGAAACACAGCUUCGGCUCAACAGCUUGUUAUUCGUGUAUUGCUGUGCAACCCUAGCAAGUGGUGAGCAGUCGCGUAGCUGCAUCAACCGAAAUCAAUCGAGCUGGACUCCCUCAAAUAGCCUCUACGAUGAAGGCAGCAGAUGAGCCUGCCUACCUGACUGUGGGGACAGAUGUCAGCGCCAAAUACAGAGGUGCAUUCUGUGAAGCAAAAAUCAAGACGGUUAAACGGAUGGUGAAGGUUAAGGUGAUGCUCAAAGGAGACACCACCUCGCAAGUUGUCCAAGAUGACCAAGUCAAAGGACCGUUACGUGUGGGCUCCACAGUGGAGGUGAAGAGUGCGGAAGGGAUCUGUAGUGAGGCCACCAUCAACAAACUGACAGACGCCAGUUGGUACACUGUUGUGUUUGACGACGGAGACGAGAAGACGCUCCGCAGGACAUCACUUUGUCUGAAGGGAGAGAGACAUUUUGCAGAAAGCGAGACCUUGGACCAACUUCCGCUGACGAACCCAGAGCACUUCGGCACCCCUGUCAUCGGGAAGAAGGGAAACCGCGGAGGACGGAGGUCAUCUCAGGCUCAUGCGGACGAUGAAAAAGAGUCUUCUUCAAGUGAGGAUGAAAGUGAGGACAGGAGGAGGUUAAAUGAUGAUCUGCUGGGUAAAGUGGCCAGUAUUCAGCCUGGGAGCGACCGGACCUGCUGGUACCUGGCCCUAGUGAUAUCACCAAGCUGCAAUGAUGACCUGACGGUGAAGAAGGACCAAUGUCUAGUCAGAUCAUUUGGAGACUCCAAGUUUCACACUGUGGCGAGAAAGGAUGUUCAUGAAGUGAACAUAGAUGUCCUCUCUAAACCUGAAUACUCGUCGAGGAAAGGAUUAGAUGGGGCAGUGCAUUUCCUCAAGACCAAAGUGGUUCCUGACAGUUGGAAGAUGGACAUGAGUGAGAUCUUGGAAUCUUCCAGCAGUGAUGAUGAGGAAAUGGAAGGCAAGGAGAGUGAGGAAGAGGAAGAGGAGGAGGAGGAAGACGAGGAAAAAGAAGAUGUCAGUAAUGAGCCUGAGGACGAGUCCGAUCCGGAGGAGAGGGACCAUUUCCUGCAGCAGCUCUAUAAGUUCAUGGAGGACCGAGGGACGCCAAUUAACAAGCCUCCCGUGCUCGGCUACAAGGAUCUGAACCUCUUCAAGCUCUUCAGGCUGGUCUACCACCAGGGGGGCUGUGACAAUAUUGAAAGCGGGUCUGUGUGGAAACAGAUCUACAUGGACCUUGGCAUUCCCGUCCUAAACUCGGCUGCCUCCUACAAUGUGAAGACUGCCUACAGAAAGUACCUGUAUGGUUUUGAGGAGUACUGUCGCUCCGCCUCCAUCGUGUUCAGGACCAUCCACCACAACGAGGCGUGUCCCGCCCCCCCAGCCCAAACAGAGCAGAAAGCCACACACCUCCCCGAGGCCAAGGACGAGGAGGAGGAGGAGGGCCAGGGCUCAGCCGCAACCAUCAAGACAGAGCCUGCUACAGCCACCGAGGACGAGCCUGCUCUGGAGGAGCCCGGGUCAGAGAGCGACAGCGACAAAGAGGGCCGCAAAGAUCUAUCCUGUCAUAGGGGGAGAAGACGGUGCACCGUGACCCCGGUCAAAGCAGAGGUGAAGGAGCCCGCAAAGCUGGAGAAGAUUAAAGAGGAGAAGGAGGAGCAGAGUGGUGUGGGGCUUGGGGAGCCUGGCGGAGAGGAGACAGGAGGUCAGAGAGACUGUAUCAGGCCAGAUGGAGGGGACAACCCGGGAAAGAGACGUAGCCGACGCCUAGAGGAGUCAGACAAAGAGUCUGAGGGAGAUGGGGACGAUGAUGAUGAAGAUGAUGAAGAGGAUGAGGAGGAUAGGGAGAGGAGAGUCCGAGAGAGGGGUGAGGGUGAGGAGGAUGACUCUGAAGACUCUGUGACAGGGACUAAGGUGAAAGUUAAAUACGGUCGAGGGAAGACCCAGAAGAUCUACGAAGCCAACAUCAAGAAGGCAGAGAACGAUGAUGCGGGAGAUGUCCUCUAUCUGGUCCACUACUACGGCUGGAACGUCAGGUAUGAUGAGUGGGUUAAAGCGGACCGGAUCAUCUGGCCUGUCGACAAGGGCGGAACAAAGAAGAACCAGAAAAAGAAAGUCAAGAACAAAGAAGAUGGGGAGAGGGAGGAGGACAAGCAGGGGAAGCUGGGUGGGGUGAAGCGCGGACGUCCUCAUCUCAGAACCACUCCCCCCAACACCAACCGCAGCGUCUCCAAGACCCCCAGCAGUGAGGGGCGCUCCAGCAGCAAGAGCAAAUCCGAAGCGUCAGCCCUGCCCAACGGAGAGGGCACUCCUCGUCGACGAACACGAAGAACGUCUGGGAUGUAUGACUCAGACAGAGAUGCCAACUCCAAUGAAGAAUCAGGGAACUCUUCAGAGGACAGUGAGUCUGAGGACUCUCCUGAAUCGAAGCCUGCGUGGGCAGAGAGGACGGACCCCGCCACGGCCCGUAAGCAGGAGGAGGAAGAGGACCGCAGGGUGGAGAGGGGAAGAGCAGAGGCGGCACUGGCCGAAGCUGCAGCCCAGGCAGAGGCACAAGCCCAGCCCCUGAAAACGAUUGAGCCACCAGCAAAGAUGGAGACCAGGGAAAAGGUAGAGCCGCCGGAAAAUACUGAUCCCCCCGAACAGGACGAGCCCCGAGCACAGAAUGAGUCCCCUGUCAAGCCCGAGGACCAGCACCUGCAAGAGAAAAAACUCCCUGAGAUAAUCGAGCUGAAGGAGGAGAGGAAAAACGAAGAGGAGUUGGAUGAGGAACGGACCCUGGUGCCCCCUAUGAGCCCUGAACCAGACAGACCUAAGGCGGAGGACCUCCCUACCUCCAAAUCCCCCAGGUCUAAAGCAGCACGUAGAAGUAACGCUAGAGAGCCAGAGAGGAACAACAACACAGACUCUGAAACGCCCACCGCCACUCCUAACUACACUGAGACGGAGUCGUCUCCCUGCCCCCACCCCCUGAAGAGGCAGGAUGAGCCCAUGGUGAUCCUUCGCUGUCUCCCUGCUGAGCACCUCCUUAACAGCGACUUCCCGUCUAUGGACUCCGACACAGACUCAGCCACAGAGGAGAUCUGCAGGGAAGACCGAGCUGUGACCAAGCGUAAAGCCACUGAGCAGAAGACGUCGGACAAGAAGUUGCGCCUGGACAAGCGGGAGGAUACUACUUACAUGGCGUCGCCGGCAAGGAGGCCCAUUGAUUCGCCUGGGAGAAGGAUCACGGACUCCCCGGUCAAGCGGCCCACGGACUCCCCGGUCAAGCGGCCCACGGACUCCCCGGUCAAGCGGCCCACGGACUCCCCGGUCAAGCGGCCCACGGACUCCCCGGUCAAGCGGCCCACGGACUCCCCGGUCAAGCGGCCCACGGACUCCCCGGUCAAGCGGCCCACGGACUCCCCGGUCAAGCGGCCCACAGACUCCCCGGUCAAGCGGCCCUCGGACUCCCCGGAGCAGACGAUUGAGACUGGGGGACUGAAAGGAGAGGAGCGCUUGACGCCAGCUGAAGUGAAAACGGAGAUGCCUGCCCUCACUCCAGAGGUGCAGUGCAGAAGCCCAGAAGAAGAUGGUGUAUCCUGUCGAACGCAGUCAGAACAGCUGUGCGUGGGGGCCGAAGAGGAGCUGAUUCCCCAGAUUGGCCCUGAGGCGCUGGUCUGCCACGAAGUGGAUCUGGACGACCUGGACGAGAAGGACAAGACUUCUGCAGAAGACCUCCUGAUGAUGAUGAGUCAGGGGAAGGUCCAUGCUCCCCCUCCAUCCACCGCCAACUCUCACCACUCACAGACCCACAUCCACCCUCCGGUCUCUGAGGGAACUGCGCCUCUGUUCUCCCCCACCUCGGCCCCCAGCCCUGAAGAGUCCCACAGCACCAAAAGUGAGAGCGACGUCACCAUUGAGGUGGAUAGUGUAGCCGGGGAGUCACAAGAGGGGCUAGGGGAUAAUGAGUCUGCUAACUCCAACUGCUUUGAAGCCAGCACCAGCUCCAGCAACUCCAGCAUGUCACUACCAGAGAGGGACACCAAGGAUAGAGGUCAGAAAAGGUUGAUGGACUGCAACAUGACUUCUUCUGCAAAGAAACAGAAACGCAACCAGAAACGGCCGAGCACAACGUCCAAAAUGGAUAAGAACGGAGCAGGGCACAGCAGUGACAGUGAGGACCUGGCUGUCAUGGACUCCUCCAAUAAGCUGACUCCAGUGAAACAGUCCAUGUCAAAGGGAAGCCAGAAGCUGUCCCGUUCCCCUGGGGUGGUGUCUCCUCACAGUAAGGAGCUAGAGAAGGACAAGCACAAAGACAAGCAGUCGUCCUUCCCCUCCCCGCGCACAUACAAGUGGACUUUACAGCUCAAUGAACUGGACAACAUGACAAGUGCUGAGAGGAUAUCCUUCUUGCAAGACAAACUAAAGGAUAUAAAGAAGUACUACAUGACACUGAAGUCGGAAGUGGCCUCCAUAGACAGGAGGCGGAAGAGGUUAAAGAAGAAAGAAAGAGAAGUGUCCCACACGACAGCGUCAACGUCGUCCGGCUCCUCAGACACCGGGAUGAGCCCCUCCUCCGCCUCUCCCACUCAGAACACUGUGGCUGUCGAGUGCAGGUGAUGACACGCCUCCUCCCCCGGAUGUCAAUGGCACCCGCCCCGCCUGCCUUCACAGCAUACCGCUGCCUACCUGGAGACACGGGGUGCGUCUCAAAUGGCUCCCUGUUCCCUGUGUAGUGCAUAUCUUUUAUCCAGAAGCCUAGGUCAGAUGGCCUGAGACCUGGUCAAAGAAAUUACACUAUGUAGGGCACAGGGCUGACAUUUUGGUGUGCACCUACGUACUUACACACCACAGCAAGCGGCCAGAAGCACUCGACUGCCCCCCCCCCCCCCCCCCCCCAUUUCAUUUAAACCCAGAUCCCUCCUAUCAUAUCCCAUCCACCACUUGGCCACUCCCACCUCCGGCACUUUCUCGUCUUGUGGUCAUUAUAGUCCACCUAUCGCAGUGUGGUCAGGAUAUGGAUCCAUGUGAGUUGAAUGUAAAGGAAACUAAGGACCCCACAAACUCCUAGCCCAGACCCCUUUUAGACUUGCCGGAACAGUCCAUGGCACUUUUGUUCUCCCGCCCUGUCAGAUCCGCAGAAACGGAUACAACCUCCUGGUUCCCCCGAACGGGGACAAUCCGGAUGCAGUAAUGAAUCAGUGACGGGCCUGUCAGCAAAACCAGACAAACACAACAAGACAAAUACAAUGUAUCUAAUCUACAAUGUAAAGAGUCCCUAGAUAUGUUAAUAUUGGUCACUGAGCCAGCUGGACAUGGUUUGCGAAAAAGGUCAAUUAUGUUCUCUUGCUCCGUCAGAACUGCCAAAGUACACGUUACAGCAGAGUGCCCUAUUUUGGAAAAAUGGGACAAAUUCAAUUGCGAAAGGGAAUAUAGUUUACUGAAAAUUGCAGCCGUUGUCUUCCACUAUUGCAGUGUGUUAGCACAGAUGAAUUAUGCAAACUAUUUUUUGGUUAUCUUUUAAGAAAAGGAAAAACUAUAUAUUAAAAGAAAAAGGUUUACAGUGGAACACAGGAGAAACUGUUUUCAGUGGACUAAUUUCCUUUGCAAGUGUAUUUUGUCUUUUUUAUAUGUAAUUGCAGAGUUUUUAUUUUAGUAUGGAAAAUUUCAAAAAGUAUAUAUCACAGCAGUGAAGUUAUUUAAUGAAAGAUUUCUAGACCUGAAAUUGUGUAAAAUAAAGGUAUCUUGCAUUGUUAAAUAUAUUUAUUCUGUCAGUUGACACAUUUUGUAUUUUUUACAAUAUAGAGACAUUUACCUUCAAUAGUUUGGACCGUGGGAAAGUAUGAUGUUGAAAUAAUGUCACAUGCUCAUCUAAAAGCAGACUUUGACUGUGAUGUUUCAAUUGGGUAGCUACUGUGCAGUACAUAUGCCACCCCACCCCAUGUUCAGUAGGGCCCACGACCUUCUCUUCAUGUUUGUUUUUCCCUAGAUGACUUUCGGGGAACACCAUCAUUUGGUGGCCUUUACAAUUUGUCACUGUUUAUUGGUACUUGUAUUUGUUAUAAUUUAAAGCAUUCAUUCUUAUUUUGGACAUUGAGUUCUGACCAAUUAAAUAAAACAGUUGCAGAAGAAGCAUGUAUGUUACGCCCAGGGGUUUCUUAUGAUUCUUUCUUUUGUAUAUAGAUCUUCCAAAACCAUGUAUUUGAAAAAUACAUUUUACAAAGACUGUAAAGAAUGAUUUAUAUAAUUUUUCUAAAGCUCAACUUUGUACCAGUAUAUUAAAACCCUUUCCUUUUUCUAUGUCAAGUUGGUAGAAAUAUGUGCACACUUCAUUAGACUGUACAUACUGAACCAGUGAGUAUCAGCAUUCGUCUGAAUGAAACCCUAGAGAAUGAAAGCAUUCAGAACAUUGAUCAUUGUAUGCUUUAUACACUUGAUUUCUUUGUGGAAAAACAUACUUCCUUUAAAAUCUAAGUUUACCUAAAGAUUCCCGGAAGAAAGAAAGAAGGAAUUAAGAGUCCCUGAAUAAAGCCAUUGUAUCUUUAUGUAAAAUAAGCAGAGCUCUCUUCAUUUCUAAUAAAGUUUUUAAAUACUU
Molecule: messenger RNA, 6600 nt
Organism: Esox lucius (northern pike)
Lineage: Eukaryota; Metazoa; Chordata; Actinopteri; Esociformes; Esocidae
Gene: arid4a
Product: AT rich interactive domain 4A (RBP1-like)
Exons: 24
Coding region: 132-4625 (1497 amino acids)
Biological process (GO): regulation of transcription by RNA polymerase II
Cellular component (GO): nucleus
Molecular function (GO): transcription cis-regulatory region binding
Source: RefSeq, a predicted model, not a curated record